This is a messenger RNA of Trifolium pratense (red clover), 1975 nucleotides long. Its product is annotated as protein WALLS ARE THIN 1-like. The record is from RefSeq and is a predicted model, not a curated record. Gene Ontology annotation, molecular function: transmembrane transporter activity. Gene Ontology annotation, cellular component: plasma membrane. The coding region runs from base 446 to 1648 and encodes 400 amino acids. The transcript is spliced from 6 exons. Lineage: Eukaryota; Viridiplantae; Streptophyta; Magnoliopsida; Fabales; Fabaceae.
CGCUAUCUAUCAAUGGCGGCUUGGCCCUGUUGCUCCUCUCGAGUAUAGUAUUAGUACAUAUACUAUCAUCAUUAAUUAAUGGCGUGUCAAAGUUGCAUUAUGAUACUUUAAUUAUAUGGCUCGCUCUUGCUAACUAGUUAGUAUCUUUUUCUGAAUUAAAUAAUGAAUUUAACGAAGUGCGGUGAGGGUUGUCAUGUCAGCGAAGGAGGGUGUGGAAUGAAUACAUCAAAGAAUGUGGGAGACAACCCAAAAACAUUUGAAUGCUACCAAUAGUUGAUAUAACGUCUUUUUAUGGUCAUUGUAGGGUCACUCUUUUCCCUCUUCACUAUAUUUAUACCCUUACACUUCUCAUCACCCUCUUCAUUCACACCACUUUCAUUUCCUUCUUUCCUUGUUAAUCAUCUUAUCUUAAUUAGUAUUAUUAUCAAGUAAGUAAGUAAGUAAAAUGGCUGAUAAUUCAGGUGGGAGAAUGUGGUGCUCUAUUCCAGAAAGGUUUCAACUGCAUGUGGCCAUGUUGGCCCUGCAGUUUGGAUAUGCUGGUUUCCAUGUUGUCUCAAGAGCUGCACUUAAUAUGGGUGUUAGCAAACUUGUUUUCCCAGUUUACCGCAAUAUUAUUGCUUUUCUUCUCCUUCUUCCUUUUGCUUACUUCUUGGAAAAGAAGGAGAGGCCAGCUAUUACUUUAAACUUUCUUUUGCAGUUCUUUCUUCUUGCCCUCGUCGGGAUUACAGCCAACCAGGGUUUCUACUUGCUUGGCUUGGACAAUACAUCUCCAACUUUUGCAUCAGCAAUUCAAAACUCUGUUCCAGCCAUUACAUUUCUCAUGGCAGUCAUACUCAGAAUAGAGCAAGUGAGGUUGAACAGAAAGGAUGGAAUAGGGAAAGUGGCAGGAACAUUGUUCUGUGUAGCAGGGGCAUCAGUGAUUACACUAUAUAAAGGUCCAACAAUAUACAGUCCAGUUCCACCACUACACAACAGUGGCAGUAGCAAUAGCAUGGAAGAGAGUUUAGUAGUGUUUGAAUCAAUUUCAUCAGUUUUGGGAGAUGCAAAAGGAAAAAACUGGACCCUUGGAUGUUUGUACCUAAUAGGACAUUGUUUGUCAUGGUCUGGUUGGCUUGUGUUGCAAGCACCUGUCCUUAAGAAGUAUCCGGCUCGUCUCUCUGUCACUUCCUAUACAUGUUUCUUUGGACUUAUUCAAUUUCUCAUUAUUGCUUUGAUUGUUGAAAGAGAUGCUCAGGCUUGGAUUUUCCAAUCUGGUGGUGAAGUUUUCACUAUUUUGUAUGCGGGAGUGGUGGCAUCAGGAAUUGCAUUCGCUGUACAGAUAUGGUGCAUUGACAGAGGAGGUCCUGUUUUUGUUGCAGUGUAUCAACCUGUUCAAACUCUUGUUGUUGCUAUUAUGGCUUCUCUUGCUUUAGGAGAAGAAUUCUACUUAGGAGGGAUAAUUGGAGCAGGAUUGAUAAUUGUGGGGUUGUACCUAGUUUUGUGGGGUAAAAAUGAAGAAAAGAAAUUUGCAAGGGAGGUGGCAGCAAUCACUUCAUCCACUCAGCAGGAACAUAGUAGUAGUAGUAGCAUCAUCAGAUCCUCAAGCCAUCAUGCCAAAACAUCAUCACUUGCUCAACCACUUCUUCCUUCAUCAACGGAAAAUGUUUGAUCAACAAAACUAUAACUUCUAGCUGACUCAUCAUUUUCUUGGAAAAAGAAAGAAAAAAAGAAGAAGGAUGAAGAAAAUGAUAUACUACUAUUACUACUUUAUGUCAAGAGAAUCUUUGUGUGUGUAUGAAUGGGUUUGUUUUUGGUUAAUUCAAGAUGCUUUCUUACUGGGAUCGAUCAUACUAUAUAUGUUAAUGUAGAAUGAGGUUUUUUUAUGGGAAGAUACAUGUCACUUAAAUUUGGGCUUAGAGAGCCUCAAAUCCCAUUAUGCCUAUAUGUUAAUUAAUGGUUUGAUUUACAAAAGGAUAUUAUUAAUUUGUUUUCUUAA